Messenger RNA from Dissoconium aciculare CBS 342.82, 1404 nucleotides. Its product is annotated as putative phosphatidylinositol transporter protein. The record is from RefSeq and is a predicted model, not a curated record. NCBI's taxonomy places the organism in Eukaryota, Fungi, Ascomycota, Dothideomycetes, Mycosphaerellales, Dissoconiaceae. Bases 1 to 1404 code for a protein of 467 amino acids. The transcript has a single exon.
AUGGACGCUCCCACCGCUCCCGGCCGACCGGGCAAUCUGACGGCCGAGCAGGAGGCAAAGUUAAAAGAAAUGUGGGCGCAAUUGCUCGACAUCUUCGGCGUUCUACCCGAGACCGUGCGAAGGGCUCGAGCGAAUACCUUGUCGUCAAUAAACGAGGGCGAGGAGAAGAAAAAGAAGAAGAGUCGGUUCGGCCUGUUCGGAUCCAAGAGCAAAGAUGCAGAGGAUGAGGACAAGCAUGGUCAGACGAAAGAGUUCGAGGCCGCGCUCGCAUCCGACAACCCAGCCGAACUUCGCGCGGCGUUCUGGGAUCUCGUCAAGCAUGACAACCCCGAUGCCAUCGUGCUCCGGUACCUCCGCGCGCGCAAAUGGGAUGUCCCGAACGCAAUGGUCAUGCUGGUAUCAACAAUCCACUGGACCCUCGGCGUCGACCCCUACAAGAGCAUCGUCGCCAAGGGCGAAGGCGACGCCCAGCUCCAAGCCCACCCCAACAACACCGACGCCAAAGCCCGAAAGGCCGGGCAAGAAUUCCUCGACAUCGCCGAGGCCGGCAAAUCGUUCAUCCACGGCCACGACAUCGCCGGCCGACCCGUCGUCUACAUCCGCGUGCGCCUGCACCGAUCCGGCCAGCAGGAGGACGCCACCAUGGAGCGGUUCACCAUCUACACGAUCGAGACCACCCGGCUCUUCCUGACGCCCAGCAUCGACACGGCGACGAUCGUCUUCGACAUGCAGGACUUCUCGCUCGCGAACAUGGACUACGCGCCGGUGAAGUUCAUGAUCAAGUGCUUCGAGGCCAACUACCCGGAGUCGCUCGGCUCCGUCGUCGUCUACAAGUCGCCCUGGAUCUUCCAGGGCGUGUGGAAGGUGAUCCGCGGCUGGCUGGACCCGGUCGUGGCCAGCAAGAUCCACUUCGAGAACGACGUGGCGGGGCUGGAGAAGUUCAUCGGCCCGCCCGAGCGCAUCAUGAAGGAGCUCGGCGGCCGCGAGGACUACGCCUACGCCUACGUCGACCCGGCGCCCGGCGAGAACGCGCUCAUGCAGAACGCCGCCGAGCGCGACGCCCUCCGCGCGGAACGCCGCGCGAUCGAGGCCAGAUACGAGGCGGAGACGGCGACGUGGGCGGCGACCCCUGCUGCGACGACCACGCCGGCCGCAGGAGGAGGAGCGGGAGAGAACCCGGCCCGUUCGCAGCUCGCGGCGGAACUGACGCGGAAUUACUGGAAGUUGGACCCGUACAUCCGCGCGCGGACGCUGUACGACCGCAUCGGCGUCCUGCAGCCCGGCGGGAAAUUCGAGCAUUACCCCAACCAGGCUGCUGCUGCUGCUGCCGAUGCUGCUGUGGCUCCUCCCUCCGCGGCGGCGGCGACGACGACGACAACAACGACGCCGACGACAACGGCAUGA